Molecule: messenger RNA, 384 nt
Organism: Trichoderma reesei QM6a
Lineage: Eukaryota; Fungi; Ascomycota; Sordariomycetes; Hypocreales; Hypocreaceae
Exons: 2
Coding region: 1-384 (127 amino acids)
Biological process (GO): tRNA methylation; peptidyl-glutamine methylation; rRNA (guanine-N7)-methylation
Molecular function (GO): protein heterodimerization activity
Source: RefSeq, a predicted model, not a curated record
AUGAAGGUCCUCAGCCUCAAUUUCUUGACCUGCGCCGUCAAGGCCUGCAAGUCGUCUUCCAGCUCGUACCCUCUGCAUCCCCGGGACGCGGAGCUGGUGCAGGAUGAGAUUGAGGUGAACCCGGAUAUGCUCGUCAAUGUGCUGCCGCGGUUGGAUUGGGCGGCUCUGCGGACGACUUCGUCAGAGCUUGGAUUCCCGCCCCUGCCCGAGCAGCCGCCCACGCAAGAGGAGCUGCGGGCCGACGACAAGCUGGUGCGCGACCUGCACCACCUGCUGCUGGAGACGCAGAUUUCCGAGGGCAAGCUGGUGUGCGCCAACUGCGGGCACGAGUACGCCGUCAAGGAGGGCAUUGCGAAUUUCCUGCUGCCGAGUCAUUUGGUCUGA